CGAAACAUCUAUGUUCGCUUGAUUUCAGUCGUGAUGAUAAGGUUCGAGGAAAGUGGUCGCACAAGAAGUUUGCUGAGAAGUACAAACUAGGAGACCCUAUCGCAUGCAAUUUUUUUCGAGUACGAUGGGUGAAAAGUCUAGAAGACAAUGACACCCAUGUAGUGUAGAAGAAAUGAGGAAACUUUAGAAAACAAUUAUCUCGUUAAAUUGAACAGGCCCACUCAUCGAAUGCAUCCACGAUAAGGAUGAAAAACAAAAAGAGGAACAUUUUAAUUGACGGCUCGUGUGCCUCUCGAGAGAUUGCCACGUCAAAAUAAUCUCAGCUCACAGAUAUAGUGAUUGGAGACAAGUAUAAGAGCUCUCCCCUCUGAAAAUAUAUGUAUAUCAUGUUUGAAUGCCUUAGGUCAGACUGGCCUUUUGAUUGCGCGUUUGUCUGUGUAGGUGAUUGGAAUGACAUGCAGUAAAUGCUUGUUUUUAUUUGGACUUUGGGCACUGUUUAGCCACGUGACGGGGCAGACGGGGCACGCAACGACUGAGGAUGAUGCUCUCUUGGUUUACACACCUCACCCGAACCUUCAGAAUUCACUCCGAGAGCAUCUCAUUAUUCCAGAUCUGCUCAAAAUUGGCCCGGAAUAUGUACUUGAUUUGAAUUAUGGGAACAAAUCAGUCUCAUUUGGAAAUAAAUUUACUCCUGAGGAAUUGGAAAAUGAGCCCACAUCCUUGCAUUGGACCUGUCGUGAGGACGCUUUCCACACUUUGAUCGUAGUAGGUCUUGAUGCUCCAGCUCAGAAAAAUCACACAGAUAGAGAAUGGAAGCACUGGAUAGUAGGCAAUAUACCUGCAAAUAAUAUCACUGCUGGCGAAACAAUAGUUCCUUAUCAAGGAGUGGGAUUUUCUUUUGAAAACGGUCCGCAUAGAAUGGUGUUCAUGGUCUACGAACAGCCCUGGCAAAAUACAAUAGAUUUCUCCGAAAAAAUUCUUGCAGAAAGCCCUAUUCGACCAAGAUUUGACACUAGAAAAUUUGCCGACAAGUACAGUAUUGGAGAUCCUAUCGCAGCUAAUUUCCUCAUCUGUGAAACUAAUUGGCCCGCACCAACAAAACUGACUCUGUAAUUUUUAGUUUGCGUUUUUACUAUCAUUCAUUCCUCUCAUUAUCGUACAGGACACGACAGAAAAUGCAUUCACUUUAUAUGCAUUACAUGUACGUUUCAAGACAGUAAUCACUAUUUAGUUACUUUUCCUUUAAUUUAAAGUGUAAAUCAAUGAACUAAUUUAAUAUUUGUAAGAAUAUUCCACAAUAUCACAUUUGAAAUCCAUUUUCAAACAUAAAUAGAAAUUAGACACACAAGAUACGGAAAUACUUUUUUUCCUGGUGGGUUCUAAUCCAGCCCCCAGGAACAAGGGUGGAUCUAAGGGGUUCAGAAAAGGAAUCUGUUUUAUUUUUAGGUAUUUUGUUGCUUUCCACAAAGAGUAGUCUGGAGUGGGGGUGUGGAUGAGGCCUUCUAAAAAUUAUAAGUUCACUGCUGUCUGAAUUCAGAAAUGCGAUUUGUUGUGAUUCUAUUGACUUUGUUGAAGUAAAUUCUAUCGAGAUAGUGUCUAGAUUUUUGCCAUUUAGCUCUUAGUCUACGUCUUUCCUUAAUAAGAUCACAGAGUUCAGGAGGCAGAUUUUGGCCACUGUUUGUGUAUUUUAUCGUCGGGGACGCAUCUGAGGUGGCUGAAACGAUUAUUUCUGCAAUAUCUCCAGCUCCCCUUUCGAGUUUUUCUAUAGUGUCAAUUAGGCUAAGAGAGAGUUUCCCACUGACUAAAUUCCCUAAAAUCCAAGUUAGUUUUGUUAUUGGUACCUUACUUGACUACGCUUCUCAAGGAUUACAUUAUGAUGUAAGGCAAGUCUAAUGGGGAUAUGAUCCGAGUUAAGCUCUAUCUCUGAGCCAACGGCAAUAUAACUGCCGGAGAUAUUGCGGGUAAUAAAAAGUUCGAGAACUUAAAAAAUGAAAGGUAAAUAAUGUGUAAGAAACACACAAAAUUUUCACGAUAUGUGUAUUUAUAUUAUUUUAAAAACAUAUCUGUGUAUUUCGUAAAAAGAAAAGAAAAUGAUUUCCAGGGAUAUCCGUAAAAAGGUAAGGCAAUUUGUUACUGUCAUGAAGAAUACUUCAAAUGUCAUUAGUAAAUUCACCUCUAACAAAAAAAAAUUAUAUUACAAAAAAUAAAUUUUUAUUUUCACAAUUA
Molecule: messenger RNA, 2226 nt
Organism: Bemisia tabaci
Lineage: Eukaryota; Metazoa; Arthropoda; Insecta; Hemiptera; Aleyrodidae
Source: RefSeq, a predicted model, not a curated record